UUAAAUGGAACAGAAUUGACUUAAUGGAGUAAUUGAAUGCAUUGGAUUUCUUCAUUAUUUCAUAUUAUCUGAGUAGCAGCUCUGUCUGACAAUAUCAUGCCAUUCAACCAAGGAACUCUGGUAAUCUUGUCAAUUCUGAUGGCUUUUCUAGCCUUUUCUAUAGUGCUAGGAAAUGGCUUGGUUAUUAUAGCAUUUGUGGUGGACAAAAACCUUAGGCUUCGGAGUAAUUUUUUUUUCCUUAAUCUGGCUAUUUCUGACUUUUUUGUGGGUGCAAUCUGUAUUCCUUUAUAUAUCCCUUAUGAAACACAGGGAAGAUGGGAUGCUGGAAACAAGCUCUGUGUAUUCUGGCUAGUUAUUGAUUAUCUUUUGUGUACGACAUCUGUGUAUAACAUUGUCCUUAUCAGUUAUGACCGGUACCAAUCAGUCUGCAAUGCUAUAUCUUAUCGAAAUAAGCCAUCAUCGAUUUCAAGGACAGCUACUUUUAUGGUAGCCGUGUGGGUGCUGGCAUUCAUGGUACAUGGUCCAGCAAUUCUAAGUGGGAGCAAAGAUCAGACUGAGAAAACAGAAUGCAGAAAUCAACUUCUUUUUACUGACUAUUACAUCAUCACCACUUCCAUCUUGGAGUUCUUGAUCCCAACCAUCUUGGUGACCUAUUUUAACUAUUGUAUUUAUUGGAGCCUCCAUAGUCGCAGCAGAGUCAGAGGCAGCCUUGUUUCCACCCCUAACAUUUCUUCUUCAGUCCAAGGCAACUCAAUGACAUGUGCAUUCUUUCCAAUGGUGCGUCUCCCUAAACCAGAUGAAGAAGUUCCUUCCUCUUCCGUGAAAAAGAUAAGAAAGAAAAGCCUCUUUGCUUCUUUUAGAACCCGAGAGGAGGAGGAAACAGCUUCUGCUGAAUUGACUUCUUUAUCCCACUCGAAUUCUGUGCCCAUUGUCUUGAGAGCUCAGCAUGAAUUGCUCAGAGACAGGAAAAUAGCCAAGUCACUUGCUAUUAUUUUGGGGGCUUUUGUCUUUUGCUGGGCUCCCUAUAUUUUAUUCACAAUUAUUCGUUUUGCUUGUAAUCAAAGGAGAGACAAUUCCUGGUAUACUUUUACAUUUUGGCUUCAAUGGUUUAAUUCCUUCCUCAACCCUUUUCUGUAUCCUUUGUGUCACAAAAGGUUCCGGAUUGCUUUCAUGAAAAUCUUUUGUAAAAAAAAGCAUACAGCUUCAACACAAGUAUCACUUUUUACUCAAGGACAAUGUAGGAAAAUUUAAAUUUCACAACUUGUAUGUGAGCUUAUUUGAGCUCACAUCUUACCCCUUUCAUUGUGGUGCUCCCUCUGCUUUCUCUCCCUCUUCCUUACGUGGGUGAGGGGGGAAUCCUCAUUACUUCUAAAUAAAUCUGGACAGUUGGAUAAUUAUCUGGAAUAUUUCUGGAAAUAAGGGAAACUUGAGAGAUAUUAAGGCAUAUUAGUCAGGAGGUCUAGGUUUUAGUCCUUGUUCUGCUGCUAAUUUGUUUUGCAGUCUGGGUUUUUUUUUUGGAGAUGGGGUCCUGGGUUCCUUAUGUAAAAUAAAAGGAUUGCAAUAUAUGAAGCCUCAUGUUCCUUUUAAAGUUCUGAACCCAAAUGUUUUUGACAAAUUAAAAUGUAUUAUAUCAACAAUUUAAAGAUAGAAACGAUCUUAGAAGCUAUAUAAUCCAACUCUCUUAUUUUACAAAUUAGGAGCUUGAGGCCCAGAUAUGUCCAAAAGUGGCAAAGAUAUGUCAUGGAAAUGCAUCCUCAGAUGGCCAAUUUAUUGGCAUUUCUACUAUCGACUGCCUUGUGGAUCAGUUAUUAUAUCUUUAAAAAUAUGUAACCACAAUUGUACCUCAUUUAUUUUAGUUGUCUCUCUGGGUUGUGACAUUACCUAAAUUUUGCAGGGCAAAGUUUUUCUGAUUUCUGUACAGACUUCCAUUUUAUUCUUUCUAUGGGAAUUCUUUUUUAUCUUGAUCCAUCACUAGCUAAGAAAGAGAUAGGGACUAGACUUAUUAUUUCAUGGGUAUAGGGAUUUCUCAGGCAAGGAAACUCCUACUAAUGCAGGUCAGUCAGUUCCUUCUCUUCAAGUUACAAUACUAAACGGAUGCCUAGAGGAUUGAAAAGGUAAGUAAUUUGCCCCACAGUUAGUAUAAAUGAGAGGUGGACCUUGAACCCAGGUCUUCCUAGAAAAAUAAGGAUCAUAUUGGCCUUCGAUUCUUGUUUGUGAAGAAAAACAUUCAGUGGAAGGGGUGGUCUAAAUUCUUCAAGAGCCUAAUCAGAAUCAUCUUAAUGAGGACUUAGUAACCCCAGGAGCAGAAAUCAAUCAUGAGAAAGGAUGGAAAAAUGGAUUAAAAACCUGACCUGCUUCAUUCCUAAUUUCCCUCUUCUCUUCCUAAUUAUACCUGAUUAGUAUUUUGUUCUACCAGGGAGAAAGGUACAGAUUAAAGAGAGGAGUAGGAGGGUCACCAAGACUAAGAAAGCAUGUUUAGAGAGGCCUGAAAUGGUUGGAACAGAGAUAAUAUUCUGCAACAUGAUCACUCUGAAGAAGAAAUACUGCUUUUUUGAUUAUAGAGGUACCUAAAAAACAGUUUUUCACAAUAAGAUUAUCUGUACCUGAAGGACAGAAGAUCUGUUACCUAUUGCUUUUGUAAUAUCCACAGGGGUAGGCAUCAUUUUAAAUAAAUAAGGGGUAUUGUGGAAGGAGUUGAAAUCCCAGGAUGAGAUCUCGGCAAGGUUACACCUUCUUUGGUCUGAGGUUCUCACGUGUAAAAUGAUGAAACAAGGCCAUAUGAUAUAUCCUGGACUCUGUCUGUUAUGUUUGUUCUUUCCUGAUUGGAGAUGAAUAAAUAUUUAUCAUGAAAUGGAGAGAUACUGGCUUGGAGAUGUAUUAUGAAUUGAGAGGUCCACAGGUCCCACUGAGUUACGGGAGGAAUAGCAAGGGAAGAGUCCCUACCAACUACUCCAUUGUUCUUUGAGAUGACUGUCACUGACUGGAAGGUUGGGCUCAAGAAAUGCCAGUAGAGGUGUCCUGGGAAUUGC
Messenger RNA from Monodelphis domestica (gray short-tailed opossum), 3029 nucleotides. RefSeq names its product histamine receptor H4 (gene HRH4). Gene Ontology annotation, biological process: positive regulation of cytosolic calcium ion concentration; adenylate cyclase-inhibiting G protein-coupled acetylcholine receptor signaling pathway; G protein-coupled receptor signaling pathway, coupled to cyclic nucleotide second messenger. NCBI's taxonomy places the organism in Eukaryota, Metazoa, Chordata, Mammalia, Didelphimorphia, Didelphidae. The record is from RefSeq and is a predicted model, not a curated record. Gene Ontology annotation, molecular function: G protein-coupled serotonin receptor activity; G protein-coupled acetylcholine receptor activity; histamine receptor activity. Gene Ontology annotation, cellular component: dendrite; synapse; plasma membrane.